AUGACAGACAAACUCGAUACUCUAACAGAUCUAUUGGACGAUAUUUCUGAACCCUCGGACUGGCCUCAGCCCGAGUAUCAAGAUCUCGACCGAGCAACCAGAUCUUCGUUGUUAAGAAUUGCGCGUAGCGGUAUGGUUGACGAAAGAAGUCGUAUGGAUAUAUGUGAGAAUGAUAAUAAAACACAAACAUUGGCGGAUGGCAAUAAGAUGAACAGCUCAGUGACCGAUAGAAGUGAGAGUCGUCCGAACGUUGUAAAAAGGAAGAAACCAAAGCUUGUGUAUUCAAUUAUCAAAGGCCAUAAAUUGCGCGAACUAUUAAAAGAAGAAGGUUUGCCUACAUAUGGUGAUAGGCAACAAUUAAUAAGACGACAUGCAGAAUACGUGAAUCUAUACAAUGCGAAUUUGGAUUCAGCAGAGCCAAAGUCAGAGGCAGAAUUACGACAAGUGUUAAGGGAUUGGGAGAGAACCCAAAGAACAGAUCAAUUCAGGAAGGAUGCAUCAAAGAUAUGGCGGCAGAGUAUCGACUCACAGGACUAUCAUUCCAAAUAUAAAGAUCAGUUCGCAAUGUUAAUUGAACAAGCACAAAGAAGUAGAAAUACAAGUGACGCUUCACCGAAAAUGUCUGAAUCUGACGAAAUAUCACGACUGGUCAGUGGGGAGGAGAGUGUGGCAAAUAAGAAAUGA
Molecule: messenger RNA, 684 nt
Organism: Paraglomus brasilianum
Lineage: Eukaryota; Fungi; Glomeromycota; Glomeromycetes; Paraglomerales; Paraglomeraceae
Source: the annotation of a GenBank genome assembly